Molecule: messenger RNA, 4298 nt
Organism: Pecten maximus
Lineage: Eukaryota; Metazoa; Mollusca; Bivalvia; Pectinida; Pectinidae
Exons: 2
Coding region: 1772-2404 (210 amino acids)
Source: RefSeq, a predicted model, not a curated record
UGAACAAAAAUAAUUGUACUGCGUGGGAUAUAUAUGUUUAUACUUUACAUUCUACAUUAACGGGGAAGGUGGCGAAGUAUUCAAUUGCAUAACAUGUACAAUUCAUUUAAUUUAUGAUGGAGUAUGUAUUGACAGACGAGGCAGAGGGCGGAGUAGGUAGUGACAGACGGGGUAGAGGGCGGAGUAUGUAGUGACAGACGGGGUAGAGGGCGGAGUAUGUAGUGACAGACGGGACAGAGGGCGGAGUAUGUAGUGACAGACGGGGUAGAGUUUUGAGUAUAUAGUGACAGACGAGCUAGGGGCAUGUUCAGAUAUAAUGUAGGCAAACUUAGAAUCUCCGUUAGGAAAUACGUACCUACGUCAGUACUAGUAACAGAUUUUUUUGAAGGAUGCAUUAAACACACACAGGCGCGAUUGUUUGCCUUACAAAGAAAGGAAAAGUACUUUUUCAUGCAUAUAAAAAGUAAUAUACAAAGUUUUUAAUAACCUGUCGUGUAUUUAACUUUGAUAAACUGGUAAUUAUAUAAAUAUAUGUUACACUUUGUAUGCAGGCACUUACAUGUACAUGUAUAUACUUACCGUAUGGGGUCAUUACCCCAUACGGUAACUAUAUACAUGUACAUGUGAAUACGUCAAUGUAUGAAAAUAACACAUUUAUUCGGAAAAUAAUCAUUUAGAUUGAAAGAGAGAAAAAAAUACAGGUAACCAUGUCUCGCCUGUCCCGCUUUGUCAAUAUAUUAUUAAUUUCUUUAGCAAACUAAAAAAAAACCUCCACAUAAUGGUAUGGAAAUACCCCGUAUACAUUAUAGACAUAUGUAAAUAAUUACGCAUUGCAAAACAAUUAUUUUUAAUCGCAUUUUACCCUGAAAAGUGACAUGGUAAUACAUGUGAUAUAUACCAUGAUUCAUUCCAAUUACUUACUUAAACAUGUUUUAUUGUCAAAAUUGAUUUGAAGAAAGGAUUGAGCACAAAUAAUUUCAACUUAUUGGAGUUCUCCCAUCAUCAAUUUAUAAUAAAAGGAACAUGAUAGCAAUGAAAUAGGCAUAAACAUGGAGUAUAUAUAUCUACUAGUAUAUGAUAAUAGUAUACAACUUAAAAAUUACCACUCUCAAAUUAUAUUGCUGGAUUUAAUAAAACUUUGCACACAUCCAAAUGUGAAAUAUGACGUCGCCGCCGGAAAAGUACACGUAACACUAUCAGUCUCGUCUCGUGACAGGCGAGACGAAAAAAGUGGCAUGUUUUAAUUGUAGAUAGUGUAUUGGCGCUAGGGGGUACCAGUAAGCCGAGGGUCGAGGGUUCGAUCCUCGGUGGAGGCACACUAUUCACUUUAACGCUUAACAUUACGUCCAGUACAAAAUGAACAAAGCUUUUCAAAAGUCACUAAAAUUCCUGAAAAUAACAUCAUGCGCAAACUUUGAAAUAUAAUCAUCUUUUCAUGUCACAAAAUAUUCCAGUGUGGGGAUAUCUUUUUGGUAUGUUACCAAAAUGGCAUUUGUGAUGUCAAUUCUUUGUACUGAAGUCAGCACUAUAGUCUACCUGUCAGUAGGUGCACUCAUGCAUGAGUGCACGUGUUGCAGGUAAAUUUCACCUUAACUACUAUUUUGGAUAGCAUACCACCACAUUUGAAUGGAACAGUUUGUGAACGAGGAAGACAACUCAAUUUUUACAUGGAAUUGUGUAUUCGAGGAUUCUGAAGAUGAUGCUCGUGUUAUUUUCAGGAAUUUGAGUGACAUUCAAAAAGUUGUGUUUGUGCAAUUUUGGACUGAACCUAAUGGCAGGGACGUGCAUAGCUAAUGAUAACGGCAGUCUAAAUACGAACUACAGCGAAACACUACCAACGCAGAUGAAUAACAUACCCAUCGAAAAUUGUUCGUCUUCAAACAUUACCAAUCGUUUUGGUGCUUGUAGACAUAAUUCCACAUCCGGUGUACUGUAUGACGUCAUAGAUUUUGACGCAUUUGCAUACAUCUUCGUCGUGCUUUCGUUCUAUGCUGUUAGCAUGGUGUUGCUUAUGAUAAAAUAUAUCAGGCGAGAGGAAGAGGAGGUUUGUCUCAAUUACUACUACACAGAGUUCGUAAAGAGGGAAAAAUUCCAAAAUCCUGUAUUCAAAAACAAAGUUGCACUUCAAAAUGCUACAACAUCCGGACUUAUCGAUAAAGCGCUUCAAUUGUUGCACGCUAGUGACGAGUGUCAGAUCGGGACGUACCAAUGUGUCUCAGAGGACAAAAGUGAAGAAAAGUCACCUGGGGAGUCUUCAGAUCUCAACAGCUCUGUAUCGUGUGAGUUACCGAUAGAUAUCAGCUCUAGUCCUCCGUCAGAGGCCAGAGUUUACAGUUCAGAAGACGACGAUGACAUUCUAUGUGUACCUUGUCCGGACGAUAAUCUAUUAGAAACAAUUGUGUGAUAUAUGUGUUACACAACAUACAUAAUUAUUGUUUAUGAUACCUUUCCCUCUAAUUCCUUUAUCGAUUUGUUGUGAUUGUCUACAAUAUUUUUAUAUACAUCUGUGAUAGUGUUGAUUGGUGUAAUUUAAUAAUCUUCAUUACUAAAAGGAUUUUGAGAUAAAGUCUAUUAAAAUGACUAGUUUGUUCAAUAUCUCCCCCAAACACGCCAGUUUGUCUAAAAUUGUUGUAUUCAAGUUUCAUGUUUUAUUGUAUUAGGCCAUUGACAUUUCAGUAUACAAUGCUUAUACAUCGAGGGCAUUGUUAAUAUUACAAGUCCUUUUCCAUUAUGGAAGCAUUAAUUUGUUCGCUUAAAAAUAAUUUUCCUAUGAGAUACCAAUCCUAAAUACAUAUACUUUGAACUCUCAAUAACUGAACAGCCUUUUACAUAGGUGUUUUCCCCCAAUAAUAAUUUUUAAUAAAACGGGAUUUGAGGUAUUGACUUUAAUGACAUAUCAAUGAAAAGAACAAUAAGGAGAAUUAGGAAAUGUAUAUUUGUAUGUGUAACAAAAAUCAUUACUUUAUCGAGAGUAGUAACAAAUUUUGCUGAGCGAUACUACAGGGAUCUAACCACAGACCACUGAGACUUAGAUUAAACAACAUGUGUAAAAAAAAAACAACAAAAAAACAACAAAAAAGGAAGCGAAUAUACCACAUUUUCAUAUCUUAAAUCUUAAACCAACACUUUAGCAUUUCAAUUUCUCAUCCGACAAUUUUCCGCCCUAUUUAAUAUCUAUCCCCUAUCUAGCAGGUCUACAACCAACACGGGUAUCAGGUGUUAUAUCGUAUGUAUCUGGCCAUUUCAAAAAUCUGUUUGUGAGCAAUUUUCUUUAACAGCUUGAUAUACUAAUAUUCAGUUUUUUAAGAUCCUCUUCUUAUGAACAGGUGUAAUUACACAGCAGUUCAACCAAGAGGAUAAAUACUAGACUCAAGUAUAAUGUUGACAAAUUUACACAAUAUAUAUAUACAUGUAUAUAAAUAAAAUUUACUCUUUUAUCGUAUAAUUCCUUUUCCUCUCCACAAGUAGAGUAUGCUUACAUAUAUAGGUACAUUCUUGGCCUUAUUGAAGUUAUACAAAGCAGACUUAUAAGAAUUGUGUAGGUUUUAUUCAAUUCCAUAUCAAACCAUGUUUUAUCAGUAUUGUAACUAGGUCCAUCUCGGCAUGUAGUGUUGCAGUCAUUUAGAUGCAACAGUGAUGGCUCAAUGGAUUUCAAUAAUAUUUCGGUAAAAGUAUUCGUACUAUUUUAAACAUCAAAUUGAUUAACAAUGUCGUGAACAGUUACAUAGGGCAUUCUAAUUAUCUGUCAUCAAAUUAAAAAAAAAAAAAAAAAAAAUGAUCUCAUCAUUACGUUUGUACAAUGGUUUGCGCUCACCACAUUCACAACUGUAUGUGGAUUCUUACAUUUCAUCUGGAUGUGUAAAAGGGGCAUUCCUUGUUUACCUCUUCCAUUACACAUAUUAACUUUGUUUUGUAAACACAUUUUUGCUUGCGUGUUUCGGAUACACAGACUGGGCUCCGCCCACAUUUCCUUAUUUGGUAUUACAUACGGUUCAGCGGUUAAAGGUCAAACCUGAUUGGCCAUUAGUGACAACAUCCCCAUAAAAAAACUGUUGCCGUCAUUUAAAUUUUGAUUAGUUAACUUUUGGACAUAAUUAGCUUAAGUGACUUUUAAAAAACGAAAACCUCCCUCUCUCCGUCUGCGCAAUUUAUAUAUUUUCAAAUAAAAUUCACUGCUUGCUUUGGCGUAUGCCGCUCACCAUUGCUUUUUAUAUGUGUAUUUAUGUGUUUUUAUGUUCCUUUUAAUAAAAUAAUACUUACGGCCACCCACAGAGGUGAGCCCAAAUAUUUUGCAAUAA